AUGGCACCACCUCCUCAAACCCGGAGACCAGGAGACCUGGAGACCUACCCGGAGACCCGUAGACCCGGAGACCCGGAGACCAGGAGAUCCGGAGACCCGCAGAUCCGGAGACCCGGAGACCUGGAGAACCGGAGACCCGGAGAUCCGGAGACCCGGAGACCCGGAGACCAGGAGAUCCGGAGACCCGGAGACCCGGAGACCUGGAGAACCGGAGACCCGGAGACCCGGAGACCUGGAGGCCCAGAGACCUGGAGAACCGGAGACCCGGAGACCCGGAGACCUGGAGGCCCAGAGACCCAGAGACCCAGAGACCUGGAGACCAGGACACCCCAGGGCCCAGAGACCUUCUUUAGGUGGUACAGUGGGUAUGGAGUCAUGUCUGGAGUGUGGUAUCACCAUGAUACUACAGUUCAGGAAACUUUCUGGUUCAUUAAAGAGAGUAAUGGGAUUCACGUUGAUCUAAGGACUGAUCCGGAGUAUUCAGGUCGUGUGGAGAAUCUCUGUGGAAACAACGAGUGCACUCUGAGAAUCUCUAACCUGACAGAGAGCGACUCAGCUGUGUACAAGUUCAGGUUCACAACAAACCAUGGACUGAGGUUUACUGGUUCACCUGGAGUCACUCUGAAUGUCACAGACCCUCAGCUCCAGGUACAAGUGAGGAGAUCAACAGCCAAUCCGUCUUCUACCUGGACAGAGCUGACCUGUCACAGCAGGUGUCAGAUCCCUGAUCAUCUUUCCUACGUUUGGUACAAUAACAAUAAACCUGUUGGACGGAAAAAAUACUUUCACCUCCGACACUUUGAUGCUGAAGACAGCUAUCACUGUGCUAUAGAAGGACAGGAGCGUUUCCCUUCUCCUACAUUGGACGCUCCAAAGCCUCCCUCUGUGUCAGUGAGUCCCUCUGGUGAGAUCAUGGAGGGCAGCUCGGUGACUCUGACCUGCAGCAGUGAUGCUAACCCAGCAGCUAAAUACACCUGGUACAAGAGAAGUGGAGAUAAACAAGUUCAACGUCUCAGUGAAGAGACACAAUUGGUCCUCAGCUCCAUCCGGUCGUCAGACUCUGGAGAGUAUUACUGCACAGCUGAGAAUGAGCUGGGAAGGAGUUCAGCAAACAUCUCUAUUACUGUGACAUGGAAGUCAGUGAUAAUCAUGAAUAUCAUCAGGUGCACUCUGGUGGUCGUGCUGGUUCCAGUGCUGGUCUGGACUCUGUGGACGAGGUAA
Molecule: messenger RNA, 1221 nt
Organism: Limanda limanda (common dab)
Lineage: Eukaryota; Metazoa; Chordata; Actinopteri; Pleuronectiformes; Pleuronectidae
Product: basement membrane-specific heparan sulfate proteoglycan core protein-like
Exons: 8
Coding region: 1-1221 (406 amino acids)
Source: RefSeq, a predicted model, not a curated record